Molecule: messenger RNA, 5801 nt
Organism: Stegostoma tigrinum
Lineage: Eukaryota; Metazoa; Chordata; Chondrichthyes; Orectolobiformes; Stegostomatidae
Gene: tgs1
Product: trimethylguanosine synthase 1
Exons: 11
Coding region: 127-2610 (827 amino acids)
Biological process (GO): 7-methylguanosine RNA capping; 7-methylguanosine cap hypermethylation
Cellular component (GO): nucleus
Molecular function (GO): RNA cap trimethylguanosine synthase activity; S-adenosylmethionine-dependent methyltransferase activity
Source: RefSeq, a predicted model, not a curated record
UGGGGGUCGGCUUUUGGAAAAUCCGACUUCACGUACCGGAAACUAUAAUACGUUGCAGACUUGACCUCGUUGGAAGUUCGUUAUGCUGUUGAUUAGAAAGACGGAAUAAGGUUGUUCGGUAUUGAGAUGUUAGACAACAUGUGUGAGAACUGGAGUAUGUUGGCGGAAAUCUUCCUCUUUCUAGAAGGUUUCAGUGAUGAGAUGGAACGGAUCCAGUGUUUCUGCAGCAGAGCCUACGUACAUGAUCGGAAACUUUAUCGGAUGGGAUUAACGAGGACGUGUUAUGACUGUGAAGAUAGUGGAGAUAUCCAAGAAGAAGAAGACAAGAGUGAAGAAGACUUGAAUGUUGAUGAACUGACUGUUAAUACUGUACAAGCUCAGGAAGAAAGUGGAAUGGAUAGUGAGGCAGAACUGAUGGCCAAAAUGGGGUUACCGCUGCAGUUUGGAAGGCCUUCAACCCAUAGGCAACCAGUGAUAUUCAUUGUUUCAAAGAAAAGUGCCAAAAAGAGAAAAUCAACUUGUAAGCGCACAGAGGAUCAGACUGAAGUUUGUGAAGGAUAUCCUGAAGAGUUUUUAAAUGGCAUUUCUGAUGUCAUUGACUUGAAGUGGACUGAUUACAAAACAGAUUUUGAAGUAGAAAAUGCUGGUGUUGAUCAUUCAAGUGAUGGAACAGCGGCUUCUGAACUCGAAUCCAAAACAGAGUGGGAUAAAUAUUGGAAUCAGUAUGGUGAGGGUAUUCUUUGGGAAAAUUGGUUGCGCAAGCACCCUGAGUGGCCAGAAGACUCAUGUGCACCUUGGAACUCUCUUGACACCCAGGAUCAGUGGCAACAGUUUUAUGCUGAUCAGUAUUGGCUAUAUUAUGAGCAGUUUCAGUAUUGGGUAGAUCAAGGAUGGUCUGUGGAUUGUACUGAAGAAAGUGAACUUGGAAAAGAUCUGUCUUGCACAAAUGCAGAUGAAAUGGAAGACUCUUUCGUUAAUACUGCAAAUAAUUCUCAAGAACAUUUCAAGACUCUGAUGCCAGCAGAAUUGACCAGUGCAUCAUGUGGAGAAAAUUUUGAGUGUAAUGAAGUUGGUUAUGGAGAAGUUGUCAGUUUGAUCAAUAAGAUAAGACUCAAUUCAGAAAAUGAGACCAAGCAAUCAACUGGUGUGAAUAGCUAUAUCUGCUGGAGCUCUGAUGCUGCAAUUUCAUGUGCGUGUGCUGCUGGUGAGAAAGAGCCGUGUAAUGGAACCAAGAGCAAACGAUCUGCAUCUGGUGGAAGAAUCUCCACAUUUAAUUCAGAUCCUCGUAAAACUUCCAACAAAGCUUUAAAAACUAAUAUUACAGCAGGAACGAGCCAUACCAGUGAAGAUGAAGGUGAUCCAACUGAACCUAAACCAGUAAAGAUGAAAAGAAGUCAUGAACUUGAUGCUGAAGAGAAUCCAGUUGUGGCAUUGGAAGAUGCUUACUUAGCUCUUGGCUUCAAGUGCCAGCCCAGUAAACGCAUUUCAAAAUUUGGGCAUGCACGGUACCGUAAAUUCACUGAAUUGACGUCCAGACACCUUGAUUUGCAUCAGCCACCAGCUACCAAAAAUAAACACACAUUCUUCAGUGAAGAAGGAGACCUUAUGAGAUUCAAGAAGAGCAGAACCUUAGAAAAGGUGCAAAGAUUUUUAAAUCAAGUGCCUUCAAAUGACCCUCUGUCAACUAACACAGAGACUCCACCUAGUGUGGUACACAUCUCUGAGGAAUGCGGCAGUUCCAAGGAGUACCACAGUUCUAAAGCAGAGAGUUGCAUUGUAUGUGAGAAAAGCAACAGGGGAAAUGGAGAUGAUGGAACUUGUGCUGAUGGAAAAUUCUUAACUCGUGUCAGUGUCCCCACCAAAUUGAAUAAUUGCAGUCAAGGCAACAAUGAACAGCUUCUUGAAAAGUAUGAUAUGACGGCUGCUUCUGCCAAAGAUUUUGAACCACAUUCUGACAGACAGCUGGUUCCUAUGGAUAUUCCAGACUUCCUUCUUCCUGAUGCUGAUGUAACUGAUAGGGAUGAUGAAUUGCAAACCAUAAAGAAUAUUAGAAAGGACAAAAAAAGAACUAAGAAGAAGAAGAAAGUUAUUGAUAUUCCCUUUGACAUAGUAGCAGUUCCAGAAUUGACCAAAUACUGGGCCCAGCGUUAUAGACUGUUUUCACGCUUUGAUGAGGGAAUUAAACUUGAUCAGGAAAGCUGGUUUUCGGUCACUCCUGAGAAGAUUGCUGAGCACAUUGCCAGUCGUGUCAUGCAGUGUUCUCAUUGUGAUAUCAUUGUUGAUGCAUUUUGUGGAGUUGGAGGCAAUUCAAUUCAGUUUGCAUUAGCUGGAAAAAGAGUGAUUGCUGUUGAUAUUGAUCCUGUGAAAAUAGAUCUUGCACAAAACAAUGCUAGAGUCUAUGGAGUGUCUGAACAAAUUGAAUUUAUCCUUGGCGAUUUCAUGCUGCUGGCUUCUGACCUAAAGGCUGAUGCUGUGUUCCUCAGCCCUCCAUGGGGAGGCCCUGAUUAUGUCCAUGCAAAAAUCUUUGACCUGAAGACUAUGAUGUCUCUUGAUGGAUAUCCUUCAAACCUUGUGUUCAGCGUUUUAAAAUAUAUCUUUAUAGUAGAAUAAUUAAGUCUGUUAAUACUUAGAUUGAAUUUUUUUGAAUGGCUGUCAAUUUUGAUUAGCAUUAUAAGUUGUAAUGCUAUAACAAAACAAUUGAUCAUCAAGAACGUGCAGGAAAUGAAAAGCUAGAAACUUGCCAUUUUUGAGUAUAAACUACAGUUCAACCCCAUUUCAACACCGUUUCACUUUAACACGGACAGUUUAUGGUGGUCUACAUUUUUGUUUAGCAUUGUAGAAUUCAUUUUAAAGUUAUUUCUCACCGAUCUGACAUGGGGCUCUGAAACCUGAUUGGCGCCAUUAUGGGGCACUUGUUUUGCUGCGGAAACUCCUGGCUCAUGGCUUCUGCUGCUACCUGACUCCUCCUGUGUAUGUUUGUUCACAUCAAAUCUGCCCUGCUUGCAUGUUUAUUGCUUCCAUCUCUCUCACAAACCUGCCUUCCCUUAAAGAAAGUCCUAAUUACAGACCUGGAUAACAUCAGAGCUCCAUCAUUGGAUCUGUGCAAAUGCACUUUCCAAUGUUGCACAUGUCAUGAAUUGGAAUAACUGGUUGUUUUCGUUGUGCACAAUAGUGUGUGAAACCAGGAAUAAGUUUACUUUUGCUCCUUGCCACUGUCUGCUGUACACAUUUCCAUAAUUACUGCAUUCUUGUCCCCAGAGUCCUGGUGUUACCACAGAUACUGAUUUCCCGAUUAACGUCUCAAAAACCCAUUAGAUGUGUGCAGGCCACCUUAGGAACAAAGGUGAAGGCCCUUCGAACCUACUCCGCAAUUCACUAAGAUCCUGGCUGUUUUGGUUGUGGACUCAGCUCCACUUAUCCUGACUGCUUACUGAAACUAUUGAUUCUCUUUAAUAUCAAAAUAUUAAUGUGAGUCAGCUUUUCAUAAAUUUAAAGAUACAUCCUCCCCUACCUUCUGCUUAAGAGAAUUCCACAUUCUGAUGACCCUCUGAGAGAAAACAAAGUCUCUUUAUUUCUAGUCAAAGAGGGAGACCUCUUUGUUAACAUACAUCCCCUGGUUUUAAUUUCCCCCGGGGAAUCGUCCUCAAGGUGUCCCUUCUACCCAGUAGCCUUCUACAUCUUGUAUAUUUCAAAAAGACCACCUCUCAGUCCAAACGCCAAUGUAUGUAAGCCUAACUUAUUUAAACUUUCUUCAUAAUAUUAAGCCUUUCAUCCCAGAAAUAAGUUGAGCAAUCUUUCUCUAAACUGCUUCUAAAGCAAUUAUAGCAUUUUUUUCUCCAGAUAUUGUGACCAAAACACCAGAUGUGAUCUCACCAACAUCCUGCUGUAUAACCUUGUUACUCUUACAAUCCAUUUUUCUUCCAAUAAAUGGCGACUUUCUAAUCUGCAUGCUGUACUUGCGCACCAACUUUGUGAUUCUUGUACCAGGACCCCAAGAUCUCUCCAUUUAAACAGUAUACUGCUUUUCUGUUCUUCCUGCCAAAAUAUUUAUCCGCACUUUACUCCAUCUGCCAAUUGUUUCAACUCCCUCGACUUGUCCAUAUCCUUUUGUAUUUCUACCUCCCUGUUGAUGACUUGCAUUUCAAACACUCUACUUCCUCUUGACAAGCUACUUUGGUGUCAUUGGAAAAUGUAGCUUCCAUUUAUUUGUCACCCUCAUCCAAAUCAUUGAUAGAUAUUGGAAAUACUCGAGAACCCAGCACUACUGGCCACUUCACUCGUUAAAACAAAUCUGUUUAUCACCACUGUCUGCUGUGUGUUAGCUGGACAAUAUUUGUGGUGAUUUGUUAACCCUACACCAUGUGCUCUUUCUUUUGUAUGACAAUUUUUAUAGCAUCUUAUCAAAUGUCUUUUUGGAAAUCCAAGUAUGCUACAUUUACUGGAUCUCCUCAAUCCACUAUGGUUGUUACUUUGGCAAAAUAAAACUGUCAUUAAACAUGUUUAGGCAGUCAGGCUAGAUGGUGGAAAUUGAAAUUUGGGCUGCAGUUCAGUGACAGGAGAUGUGACUGCAAGUGAAGCAGGCAUGGUAAUCCAAUGGAAGUUGUGUUCAAGGAGCCCAGGCUCUUGCAAUUAUCCAAUCGUCAGAAAAUAGUUGUUAAAAUCCAUUUUAAAAAUCCAAGAAUAAUAAAACUUAAGUUUGGAUGAAUAGCUAAACCAAUUGCUGUCCUUUUCCUUUUUAGUGGCCGAUUAGUUUAUCACUAAGGCAAAUGGCAGAAAUUUGUAUGCUCCAAUUGUGGUUCGCCUAAAGUUAAUUGAUGUUGGCUAGUGAAGUAUUGCAGCUGCUGCAAUCACAUUCAGUUUGAAGGAUCUAGUGACCCAGUAUUUAUAAAGAAAUAUCUGAGGUGCUGUUUUGCCUUCAGAGCUAAGAGAACAGAUUUCCUCAAAUCCUGCUGAAUUUAAGAUGUUUCAUCUUAAUAUCCUGACCACAACCUGACAAAUGGAAAGGGUCACUGGUUUAUAGGCUUUUGAAACCCAGCAAUAGUAGUAAAGUAAUACAAGUAGAGGAUGCAGGACUCAGACACUGUAAAGUUCUGGUGGAAGGAAGGGACCAUAUGUAGAAGGAGAUCAGAAGCGAGAAGAUUAUGGCCUUUACUCAACUGUUUGAAAUAAGCCUGUGGUAUUUUUCAGCUCACCUUAAAGGCAGAUUAGGCAUUGGUUUAACAUCUCAUCUAAAGGACAGUGCCUCUGGCUGUGCAGCCCCCUCUCAGUGCUGCAGUGCAAUGUCAGUCAUGCUCAAUUCCUGGAACGGAGACUUGAGCCAAUAAUUUUCAGACUGGCAGGUGAUUGUUACCUCAGAACCAUGGCUGACACUUGCCUCCUGAGAAGACAUCAGGAGUACUGUGUACAGUAUCGAUUUCCUUAAUUAAGUAGGCUGUAAAUGCAUUUGAAGUAUAUCAGAAAAGAUUUAUUUAUCUAAUAUCUGGAAUGUACAGGUUAUCUUAUGAGGAAAGAUAGGAUAAGCUAGCACUAGGACAGGUCACUGGAAAUUAUAAAAUCAGUGCAAUGUAUGAUUCUGGAGGACCUUGCCAAGGGAAUAUGCAAAGGAAAUUUCACCAAUGGGAGAAACCAGAACUGCAGGAUACUAUUUUAAAAAGGUGUCACCAUAUAAGUUGGAGAUUCUCAGAAAAAAGCUGAGAAAAAGAGUGGAAGCAGAGUCUGAAUAUAUUUAAGACAAAGGUAAAUAGCUUCAUGAGAAACAAAUAUAAUGAAUCGUUCUGGAUGUGAGUUUGCUCACUGAGCUG